Penicillium samsonianum is the source of this 507-nucleotide messenger RNA. RefSeq lists its product as uncharacterized. NCBI's taxonomy places the organism in Eukaryota, Fungi, Ascomycota, Eurotiomycetes, Eurotiales, Aspergillaceae. The coding region runs from base 1 to 507 and encodes 168 amino acids. The record is from RefSeq and is a predicted model, not a curated record. The transcript is spliced from 3 exons.
AUGAAGUCCCUUACAACCCUUUUCAUGCUGACUGCCUCUACCGUCGCCGCUACCCUCACCAGUUCUUCUCCAAAGCACUUCCGCCUCAAGUCCAGCGGCGCCACCAACCAAGAGCACAACAACCUUUAUGUUUUCGCAUACCACACGGGCGCAGGCCUCAACGAUGCUGUCCUGACCAAGUAUGUAAAUAAUGCUAGUUCUGUUUGCUUGAAUGGCACAAAAGCCCUCUUCGACUUCGACACUAAAUCCCCUCGGGGAGUCGUCGCCACCGGCGACACCAAAUAUGCGUCCUGGGAUCCGAUCUUGGUUAACGCAGGCCAAGGAAGUAAUGGAUUCUCACUCAAGGGCAACAACUUCCAGUGGUCGGAAGCCAGCGGCUUCGGUGGAUGGCUCGUCUGCGACUGGUACCACAAUGCGCCCCAGCUGUUCUACUUGAACCGCUACUAUGACGCUACUAUCCCCAACAGCUGCAGCAAGAUCCAACUGAAGGCCGAAUACAUCAAAUAG